Aricia agestis (brown argus) is the source of this 468-nucleotide messenger RNA. RefSeq names its product protein POLR1D-like. The record is from RefSeq and is a predicted model, not a curated record. Bases 145 to 468 code for a protein of 107 amino acids. NCBI's taxonomy places the organism in Eukaryota, Metazoa, Arthropoda, Insecta, Lepidoptera, Lycaenidae. The transcript has 2 exons.
CCCGAAUUUGGCCGUAAAAAUAUUAAUUUUUAUUUUUGGAAAGGAAUUAAUCACGUCAAUAAAAUGAACAUUUCAGAUUAGGCAUUCAGUAAAUAAUUUACCCGCUGAUCGUGACCAUUUAAAACGUUUGUUUUCAGAAAAACUAUGACAGAGAACGAAGACGCUACGGAAAACCCCAAAAAUGAACAAUUAGACGACGAAGAACUAGAAAAGCUAGCUGUAGAGGAACUUAUCAGGGAAUCAGUUCAGGGUGCAGCCAGAGCAGAAAUAGUGGGCCCCUCAGGUUGGAUUAAGGCAGCACCACAAAAAACCAAUAAGCGAUUUCUUGUAAAUACCUUGAGGAAUGCUGUAAGCAACAAUAAGUACCACAGCACACGUCACCACCGACAAGCCAAUAACAAAUCACCUAAAUACGAAAGAAAAUCAGAACCUACCAUUAAGAAGGACAGAUCCAAAAGAAAACAUUAA